CUACAGACCAUCAAAUGUCACAACACGACUCUCCACCAUCCUCACCCACCAUGUCCGAAAAGCGCAGAGUAUCUGACGCUGAUGAUGGCUUCACAGUCGUCAACAAGCGCAAGCAGCGCAAGCUGGAUCGGCACCGUCCCAAGUUCCACUACGACACUGCGUUCUUCAGUGGCGCCAAACACAUUGGCAUUGCACACAUUCGCGACCUUUCGCUUUACAUUGCAGCAGAGGCUCCAAAGCCUGGGUGGCUCGUGGUUGACCAUCAAAGCUAUGUGACCCACACGGUGGUCGUCCUUGCAUCUGGGCUUCUCCCAGAGCAUCUGGGCUUGCCAUCAUUAAAUCCCAACGACCGCCUUCCCUUUCCCACACAGGCGGAGGGCUCGCGCGUCCCCUUUGCUCAGAAGAUUUGGGCGUACGGAUGUCCCACACGAGCCCCAGGCGACAAUCGUCGCCUCCAUUCCGUCAUGGGCACGCUGCUCCGCGGUCCUCUGCCGGACGCACUCAGGAAGAAACGCGAGUCUGAGAUGAAGAAGCUCAACGCGAGCUUUGUGAAGGGUCGUGACUCGACGCCCCUCCUUUACGUCCUCACGCCGCAGCAGAUGGCCACAAACGGGUACCGCCUGCCGUCUUACGUUACGCCCAGCGAGCACGUAUUCAUCCCCGGCGAGGUCCCGGCGCGCGACGCCGAGAUUCUUGCCAAGACACGAGAAAGCGCAGAGAUGGGCGUUCAGGGUCCGUUGUCCGGCACAGUCACGGUCGCUGCCAGCCAGACCAAGUACGUCGAGGUCAACGAGGCUGGACAGCGCACACGAGGGAACGUCCGAGCAGACGAGGGGUGGGUCGAGACGCCACGCGCAGAAGGGCCACCGCCUGGGGGCGAGUACCCAGUUCGCGCGAUCGACUGCGAAAUGGUCCUGUCGGAGGACGGCCAGGAGCUCGCGCGUGUGUCUGUCGUCGACCUUGAGACGGGUGAGGCCGUCUUUGACGAGCUGGUGACGCCUCCAAAACCGGUGACCGACUAUGUGACUCAGUGGUCCGGCAUGACCGCUGAGCGCAUGGCAGAAGCCAAUUAUACGCUCGAGAGUGUACAGGAGGCACUGGUUACGGGUUCCGACCCCAUUAUCACGCCUCACACCAUCCUCCUGGGCCACAGCUUGGACUGCGACAUGGCCACGCUCAAAAUCCGCCAUCCUCUUAUAAUCGAUACAACGCACAUCUACCGGCACGCGCGAGGACCGCCGUACAAGCCGUCUCUCAAGUGGCUGACGAAGAAGUGGCUAGGACGCGAGAUUCAGACGGGCAACCUUGGGCACGACUCGCGAGAGGACGCGCGAGCCUGUGUCGACCUCCUUCGUAUGAAGCUGCAGCACGGUCCGGACUUUGGGGAUCCCAACGUGGACUCGGAGUCAGUCUUCGAGCGCCUGAAUCGCAUGGGAGGAAAGCCCCGCCGUUCCCUCGUUGCAGACUAUGGCAACCCACGCGCGUGGUUUGGAGCGAAGGCCACCACAGCCGUGGCGUGCAAGUCGGAUGACGAGAUCGUCGAUGCGGUUGCCAAGGAGGUCGGCAAGCACGAGUAUGUGUUCGCGCGCCUUACUGAGCUCGCGAAUGUGCAGAACUGGAACUCGAACAGCGACAGCUUGAACGCCGAGGAGCAGGAGGAGGAGGCGCUGGACGCUGCGCUUGAGCGCUUCAACGCCCGCCUCCAGCGUCUGCACGAGGCGCUGCCGACAAACUCUGCACUCAUCGUGCUGACGGGUCACGCUGACCCCCGGCCUAUGCUCCAACUCGCUGCCCGUCAUCGCCGCUUCGAUGCUGCAUUUGCUGGCGCCAACGGAGACGUCAGUAAGAUCUCCGGUGAAGAUAAGUGGACGACAGAGGAUGACCGCAACUUGGAGGCUGCCACGGCUGAGGCGCGCCAGGGUAUGGCCUUCUUCUGCGUUCGUUAGGCUAGAGUAGCAGUAGAAGAGCUUUAGAUAUCUCGAGUCGUGCGCAGCCUUGUAGACAUUCACUGCUUGCAUGAUUGUGAGCACGGUAGUAAGGCAGACCAGAUUCACUCAGUGGCAGGGCACACGCCCCCGAUCUGCAGUCCGCAGCUGCCCAGCCGGAUAUGAC
This is a messenger RNA of Cutaneotrichosporon oleaginosum, 2112 nucleotides long. RefSeq lists its product as uncharacterized. The record is from RefSeq and is a predicted model, not a curated record. Lineage: Eukaryota; Fungi; Basidiomycota; Tremellomycetes; Trichosporonales; Trichosporonaceae. Gene Ontology annotation, molecular function: exonuclease activity; nucleic acid binding. Gene Ontology annotation, cellular component: nucleus.